Messenger RNA from Sinocyclocheilus anshuiensis, 2950 nucleotides. RefSeq names its product actinin alpha 3b (gene actn3b). Gene Ontology annotation, molecular function: calcium ion binding; protein binding. The record is from RefSeq and is a predicted model, not a curated record. The transcript is spliced from 21 exons. NCBI's taxonomy places the organism in Eukaryota, Metazoa, Chordata, Actinopteri, Cypriniformes, Cyprinidae. Bases 254 to 2950 code for a protein of 898 amino acids.
UCUCUUAUUUAUUGGGGUGCAGUCACGUGUGCUACUUUUGACCAGGAUAGGAGCACUGGGCAGCAGAAGUUCUGCUUGCACCUCCACACAGGCACCUCAGACGAGUGGAGUCUGGCCUCUUCCUCCACGGUCAUACACGUACACACUGAGCGGGUGUUCUCCUCUAACGCACGGACAGGAUUUAGAAUUCACAAUCUAAAGUGCAAGGCACGUAACUUCUAAUUAUUAAGAGUUAGAGGGAUAAGUGUAAAAGAUGACGACUGUUAUUGAGACGCAGGUGCAGUAUAACAACACCUACAUGAUGUCUACUACGGAAGACUACAUGACUCAGGAGGAGGACUGGGACAGGGAUCUUCUGCUGGACCCUGCCUGGGAGAAACAGCAGAGGAAGACGUUCACGGCGUGGUGUAACUCUCAUCUGCGUAAAGCGGGAACUCAGAUCGAGAACAUUGAAGAGGAUUUCAGGAAUGGCCUCAAACUCAUGCUGCUGCUCGAGGUCAUCUCAGGUGAGAGACUGCCCAAGCCUGACAAAGGAAAGAUGCGUUUCCACAAGAUCGCCAACGUCAACAAAGCUCUGGAUUAUAUCUCUAGCAAAGGAGUCAAACUGGUGUCCAUUGGUGCUGAAGAGAUUGUUGAUGGCAAUUUGAAAAUGACUCUGGGAAUGAUCUGGACCAUCAUUCUCCGUUUCGCUAUCCAGGACAUUUCUGUGGAGGAGACGUCUGCUAAAGAGGGUCUGCUGCUGUGGUGUCAGAGGAAGACGGCCCCCUACAGGAACGUCAACGUACAGAACUUCCACAUCAGCUGGAAGGAUGGCCUCGCUCUGUGCGCCCUCAUCCACAGACACAGACCAGACCUCAUCGACUACUCUAAACUCAGAAAGGACGACCCUAUUGGAAACCUGAACACUGCGUUUGAGGUGGCAGAGAAGUACCUGGACAUCCCAAAGAUGCUGGACGCUGAAGACAUCGUCAACACCCCUAAACCUGAUGAGAAAGCCAUCAUGACCUACGUGUCCUGCUUUUACCAUGCUUUCGCCGGUGCCGAGCAGGCCGAGACCGCGGCUAACAGGAUCUGUAAGGUUCUGGCUGUGAACCAGGAGAACGAAAGGCUGAUGGAGGAGUAUGAGAAACUGGCCAGUGAGUUGUUGGAGUGGAUCCGUCGCACCAUCCCGUGGCUGGAGAACCGCGUGGCGGAGCAGACCAUGCGCGCCAUGCAGCAGAAGCUGGAGGAUUUCCGCGACUACAGGCGCAUCCACAAGCCUCCACGCGUUCAGGAGAAAUGCCAGCUGGAGAUCAACUUCAACACCCUGCAGACCAAACUCCGCCUGAGCAACCGACCGGCCUUCAUGCCCUCCGAGGGGAAGAUGGUGUCGGAUAUUGCUAAUGCAUGGAAAGGUCUAGAGCAGGUAGAGAAGGGUUAUGAGGAAUGGCUCCUCACCGAGAUCCGUCGCCUGGAGAGACUCGAUCAUCUGGCGGAGAAGUUCAAGCAGAAAUGCUCCCUGCAUGAGUCCUGGACCACAGGAAAGGAGCACCUGCUGUCUCAGAAGGACUAUGAGACGGCCUCUCUGAUGGAGAUCAGGGCUCUGAUGAGGAAGCACGAGGCGUUUGAGAGCGACCUGGCUGCCCACCAGGACCGAGUGGAGCAGAUUGCAGCCAUCGCUCAAGAGCUGAAUGAGUUAGACUAUCAUGAUGCUGCUUCAGUGAACACCCGCUGCCAGGGCAUCUGUGACCAGUGGGACAACCUGGGAACCCUGACCCAGAAGAGAAGAGACGCUCUAGAGCGUGUAGAAAAACUUUGGGAGACGAUUGAUCAGCUGUACCUGGAGUUCGCCAAGAGGGCGGCGCCCUUCAACAACUGGAUGGAUGGAGCCAUGGAGGAUCUGCAGGACAUGUUCAUCGUGCACAGCAUUGAGGAAAUCCAGAGUCUGAUAACAGCUCACGACCAGUACAAGGCCACCCUGCCAGAAGCCGAUAAGGAGCGCAUAGCCAUCAUGGGCAUCCAGAACGAGAUCACAAAGAUUGCUCAGACCUACGGCAUCAAGCUGGUCGGAGUCAAUCCAUACACGGUCCUCAGCCCACAGGACAUCACCAACAAAUGGGAGGCUGUGAAGCAGCUGGUUCCCCAUAGAGACCAGAUGCUGCAGGAGGAGGUUGCCAGGCAACAGGCCAAUGAGAGGCUGAGGCGCUCGUUCGCCGCUCAGGCCAACAUCAUCGGACCUUGGAUUCAGACCAAGAUGGAGGAGAUCGGUCACGUGUCGGUGGAUAUCACUGGCUCUCUGGAGGAACAGAUGAAUAAUCUGAAGCAGUACGAGCAGAACAUCAUCAACUACAAAUCCAACAUUGACAAACUGGAGGGAGAUCACCAGCUCAUUCAGGAGGCGCUCGUCUUCGACAACAAACACACCAACUACACCAUGGAGCACAUCCGUGUGGGCUGGGAGCAGCUGCUCACCACCAUCGCUCGCACCAUCAACGAGGUGGAGAACCAGAUCCUGACCCGCGACGCCAAGGGCAUCAGCCAGGAGCAACUCAAUGAGUUCAGAGCCUCCUUCAACCACUUCGACAGGAAGAGAAACGGCAUGAUGGACCCCGAUGAUUUCCGCGCAUGUCUGAUCUCUAUGGGUUACGAUCUGGGUGAGGUGGAGUUCGCCCGCAUCAUGACCCUGGUGGACCCCAACAACACGGGAGUAGUGACCUUCCAGGCCUUCAUCGACUUCAUGACACGCGAGACCGCUGAAACAGACACUGCUGAACAGGUCAUGGCCUCCUUCAAGAUCCUGGCCUCCGACAAGUCCUAUAUCACUGUGGAGGAGCUUCGUCGUGAACUCCCACCUGAGCAGGCCGAGUACUGCAUCUGCCGCAUGACCAAGUACUCCGGCCCCGAUGCCUCCCCUGGAGCCCUGGAUUACAUCUCCUUCUCCAGUGCCCUUUACGGAGAGAGCGAUUUAUAA